AUGGGCCGUCGCAGUUUCGACGACGGUGCCUUGAUGCGCCUCAUUUCUCGCCGACACUCGUCCUCUCACAGCGAGUCUCUGACUGACUCGAAGCUUCCACACAGGAACCGCGCCUUUUCCAUCCGAUCCGGCGGUUCCAACAAGAACUCCGCCGGCGCCGGCGCCAACAAGAUGAGCGGCUUCUCUCUCAGCUCGCUCCGCGGCACUGUUCAGCCCGAGCUGUCCAAGAAGCUCUUUCGCCUCAUCAAGUCGGAGAACAACCUGAUCAACGCGCACGAGGCCGCCGGCCGUGAGCGCGUCUCUAUUGCUACCCAGCUUUCCGAGUGGGGCGAGCAGACCGGCGACGAGGCUAUUAACGACGUCUCCGACAAGGUGGGCGUUAUCCUCAGCGAGAUCGGCGAGCAAGAGGACACGUACGCCCACGCCAUUGACGAGUCGCGCGGCUACCUCAAGGCCAUCCGUAACACGGAGAAGAGCGUCCAGCCCAGCCGCGACGGCAAAGCCAAGAUUGCCGACGAGAUUCAGCGCCUCAAGUUGAAGGAGCCCGAGAGUGCCAAGCUGGUUGUUCUCGAGCAGGAGCUUGUCCGUGCCGAGGCUGAGAACCUCGUCGCCGAGGCUCAGCUCACCAACGUUACUCGUCAGAAGCUCAAAGAAGCGUACGAGGCCGAAUUUGCCGCCACCAUUGAGCGCGCCGAGAAGCAGAUUAUCCUGGCCAAGCACGGUCGCCGUCUGCUCCAGCUCCUCGACGACACCCCAGUUGUUCCCGGUGACGCCAAACCCGUCUACCACCACGCCAGUCAGGCUCGCCAGGUUCUCAACGACGCCGAGGACGAUCUUCGCGACUGGCAGCCCGAGACUGACCACUACCACGCCGAGGGUGCUGAGGUUACCCAGAGUACCAGUGCCGAUGUUGGAGUCGUCGCCGAGGAUGAGGGCAAGGCACCAGAGCUCAAAGUGGACGAUGUUGUUGCUGAGAAGGCCACAGCCGUUUAA
Molecule: messenger RNA, 993 nt
Organism: Beauveria bassiana ARSEF 2860
Lineage: Eukaryota; Fungi; Ascomycota; Sordariomycetes; Hypocreales; Cordycipitaceae
Product: sphingolipid long chain base-responsive protein LSP1
Exons: 2
Coding region: 1-993 (330 amino acids)
Biological process (GO): eisosome assembly; endocytosis; negative regulation of protein kinase activity
Cellular component (GO): eisosome filament; plasma membrane
Molecular function (GO): lipid binding
Source: RefSeq, a predicted model, not a curated record